Gastrolobium bilobum is the source of this 964-nucleotide messenger RNA. Its product is annotated as actin-depolymerizing factor 2. Gene Ontology annotation, biological process: actin filament depolymerization. The record is from RefSeq and is a predicted model, not a curated record. Gene Ontology annotation, cellular component: cytoplasm; actin cytoskeleton. NCBI's taxonomy places the organism in Eukaryota, Viridiplantae, Streptophyta, Magnoliopsida, Fabales, Fabaceae. Bases 157 to 576 code for a protein of 139 amino acids. Gene Ontology annotation, molecular function: actin filament binding. The transcript has 3 exons.
ACACAAAAAUUCACAACAUUUUUAUUUUUCUUCUUUCAUUCCUUCCUUGCACAACCCUCGCUUCUCGCACAGAGAAGACAACAUCGAUUCCUAUAUCUCCUCCCUCACAAUCGGUGGCUGUUAUUUUCCAUUGUUGCCCUUGCAAGCAGAGAAAAAAUGGCAAAUGCAGCAUCAGGUAUGGCCGUCCAUGAUGACUGCAAGUUAAAGUUUUUGGAGCUCAAGACGAAAAGGACACAUCGGUUUAUCAUUUAUAAAAUUGAGGAGGAGCAGAAGCAAGUUGUUGUGGAGAAGUUGGGUGAGCCAGCUAAUGGUUAUGAAGACUUCACCGCCAGUCUUCCUGCUGAUGAGUGUCGAUAUGCUGUUUAUGAUUUUGAUUUUGUCACUGCUGAGAAUGUCCAGAAAAGCAGAAUUUUCUUCAUUGCUUGGUCCCCUGAUACAUCUAGGGUUAGGAGCAAGAUGAUUUAUGCCAGCUCCAAAGAUAGAUUCAAGAGGGAGCUUGAUGGAAUUCAAGUUGAGUUGCAAGCAACUGAUCCUACUGAGAUGGGUCUUGAUGUGUUCAAAAGCCGUGCCAAUUAAACAACUGUGAUUAUGAAUAGUAGGAGUCGUGAUGGGGAGCUCCCUUCAGCCUUAGUUACUCAAAUGGAAAUGUCUAGUUUGUGGAACGGUCGACUUGGCUAAUUCUGGACUCAAUUUUCCAAGUUUUGACAUGAAGUAUUCUGCUCCUUCAACAUGCUUCUCUUGUUCCAGUGUACCUUGUGGUUUGUGACUUAUACAAUCUGUGUUUGAGUGUCAUUAUAGUCCUGUGCUUUCUAGUUAAUUUUUUAACUGUCUUUUGUGUGAUCGGACAAAAAUUUGGGAUCAGCUAUUGUUGUAAUAUUGACACUUGCCAUUUUACUAAUACCUUAAGACUUCAAUUGGCUGAAAUACUUUCUUGAAGAAUGGUUUGUUAAAACCUAUUAUGAAC